Nestor notabilis (Kea) is the source of this 1337-nucleotide messenger RNA. RefSeq names its product histone-lysine N-methyltransferase 2E-like. NCBI's taxonomy places the organism in Eukaryota, Metazoa, Chordata, Aves, Psittaciformes, Psittacidae. The annotation marks the transcript as partial. The transcript is spliced from 11 exons. The record is from RefSeq and is a predicted model, not a curated record. Gene Ontology annotation, molecular function: protein binding.
AUGAGCAUAGUGAUCCCAUUGGGGGUUGACACAGCAGAUACUUCUUAUUUGGAAAUGGCUGCAGGCUCAGAACCAGAAUCUGUAGAAGCUAGCCCUGUGGUAGUUGAAAAAUCGAACAGUUAUCCACACCAGUUGUAUACCAGCAGCUCGCAUUCACACAGUUACAUUGGUUUGCCCUAUGCAGACCAUAACUAUGGUGCUCGGCCGCCUCCAACGCCUCCGGCUUCUCCUCCUCCGUCAGUGCUUAUAAGCAAGAAUGAAGUAGGCAUAUUUACCACUCCCAACUUCGAUGAAACCUCCAGUGCUACAACCAUCAGUACGUCAGAGGAUGGAAGCUAUGGAACUGAUAUUACCAGAUGCAUUUGUGGCUUUACACAUGAUGAUGGAUAUAUGAUCUGUUGUGACAAAUGCAGUGUUUGGCAGCACAUUGACUGCAUGGGGAUUGACAGGCAGCAUAUUCCCGACAUAUAUCUGUGUGAACGUUGUCAACCAAGGAGUUUAGAUAAAGAAAGGGCAGUGCUGUUGCAACGAAGGAAAAGGGAAAAUAUGUCAGAUGGGGAUACCAGUGCAACAGAAAGUGGCGAUGAGGUUCCUGUGGAACUGUAUACUGCUUUUCAACAUACACCAACUACGAUUACUUUAACUGCUACAAGAGUUACAAAAGUCAAUGAUAAGAAAAGGAAAAAAAGUGGAGAGAAAGAACAGAACAUAGCAAAAUGUAAAAAAGCAUUUCGAGAAGGAUCCAGGAAAUCUUCACGAGUAAAGGGCUCAGCUCCAGAGAUUGAUCCUACUGACAGUUCGAACUUUGGAUGGGAAACAAAAAUUAAGGCAUGGAUGGAUCGUUAUGAAGAAGCAAAUAAUAACCAAUACAGUGAGGGUGUCCAGAGAGAGGCACAAAAAAUAGCUCUGCGAUUAGGCAAUGGAAAUGACAAAAAAGAAGUCAGCACCAGCAAUCUGAUGUUCAAACCUCCUGUAGAGAGCUACGUGCAAAAAAACAAGAAAAUUUUAAAAGCUGCCAAAGACUUGCCUCCUGAUGCACUUAUUAUUGAAUACAGAGGGAAGUUCAUGCUGAGAGAACAGUUUGAAGCUAAUGGAUAUUUCUUUAAAAGGCCAUACCCAUUUGUUUUGUUUUACUCCAAAUUCCAUGGGCUAGAAAUGUGUGUUGAUGCAAGGACUUUUGGAAAUGAAGCUCGAUUCAUCAGGCGUUCAUGUACGCCAAAUGCAGAGGUGAGGCAUGUAAUUGAAGAUGGAACAAUUCAUCUUUAUAUUUACUCCAUCCAUAACAUUCCAAAGGGAGCAGAGAUUACUAUAGCAUUUGAUUUUGAUUAUGGAAAUUG